Vitrella brassicaformis is the source of this 743-nucleotide messenger RNA. The record is from the annotation of a GenBank genome assembly. NCBI's taxonomy places the organism in Eukaryota, Vitrellaceae.
GCUUGAUGUAUGUGGUUGGUGGAUGUGCCGGGUGGGUUCGAUCAGGCCAUGGGCCCGUGGGUGAUGGGUUGCGAGUUGAGGGCCUUGAUGGGGUUGUUGGAGCGGUCCGGCAAAAUGCAGUCCGGAUGGAUACCCGCUCUGUCAGGCAGUCAGUCAGUCGUGACACACAAAAAACACACACGAAUGACACACCACACAAGACAAGACGGUCGACACACAGUGUGUGAGAGAUCUGUGCUGUGUGAGUGCUCAGAACUGACUGACCUCUGGAGGUUCAUGCGCUCGUGCCACCAGGGCCAGAGAACGGCGUGAGUGUCCUUGUCGUUCUUGAUGCCAUACGACCUGUGACAGAGAGAGACAGAGACACCUUUGCGUGUGCGCGGGUGUAGGGUACGUCCACACAGGCAGGCAAGCGGGCAGCUGCCGCUUCCGGGAGUGGGGCAGUGUUGCGCUGGUCUUGCUUUUCUCUGCUGACCCUCUGCUGUCUGUCUGUGUGUCCCUCCACCCUCCCACCCUCUCUCCCUCCGUCAGUGUGUGUGUGUCUGUGUGUGUGUGCGUGUGGCUUACCAUCGGGCGUAGAUAUCGCCGAAGACGACGAAGGCUACGGAGGCGCGCAUGGUCCGCACGCACCACUUGUCGGGCAUGAGGAUGCCCUUCUUCCCAUAGUAAAGCGCCAAACGAGGCGCCGACAGAAACAUCUUCGCAACCUGUUACUCCCUCCCAGCAGCUUCCCUCCGGCACUG